Acanthocheilonema viteae is the source of this 681-nucleotide messenger RNA. NCBI's taxonomy places the organism in Eukaryota, Metazoa, Nematoda, Chromadorea, Rhabditida, Onchocercidae. The record is from the annotation of a GenBank genome assembly.
AUGAUUGAUCGAGGUUUGCGAUAUGCUGGUAUUCCAGAACGACAACGAGUUAUUUAUCCCAGACAGAGAAAUCAUUUUUGGUCACCGGUGCAACCACCACCUCAACCAGUUAUAUUCUCGCCUCCUCCCAUUCAACCACAUCAAUUUCAAUUUCCACUUUUCCAGCCACAACCUCUACCACAGUACCCAAUUCAACAACCGUGGGUUCCUAUCUUUGAAUUUACUGAUGCAAUAUAUAAUGCUAAACAAGGAUCAUCACAUCAGAGUCAAGCCGGAAAUUGGGAACAUGGCGAAACCGGAACAUGGGAAGAGGUACAUGAUCGUGGCAGGAAGAAAGUUAAAAGAAAAGCCGAUCCACCCGUUUUAGGAACACGUUAUAUGAUAUCUUGUGUACGACAUGGUGAAGUGGAUGAUGACAGUAUGUUGGCACUUUGUAGUGCUUGUUGGACUUGGCGUAAAUUACCACCCGAUUACUUUCCGCCUUUAAUCAAUGAACUUGUUUGUUCCAAAGAAAAUGAAGGCUGGGGAAAAUGCCGGCAAAAAUAUCGAAAUUUUGAUGUGCUACGAAACGUAAACGGAAAUUGGCAACCGACAACGAUCUCAUCAGCAAUGUGCUGUGAUUGUCAAAUUCGUGCAGGCACUGAAAUACAUUCGCUUGUAAUCGGUAAACGACAGCAUUGA